This is a messenger RNA of Ostertagia ostertagi, 552 nucleotides long. Lineage: Eukaryota; Metazoa; Nematoda; Chromadorea; Rhabditida; Trichostrongylidae. The record is from the annotation of a GenBank genome assembly.
CUCGACAACUUCUGCCGAUCCGUACAGCAUCCUCAUUCAUCCAGCCAUGAAACAGUUUCGCAAACUUCGGCUGUCAUUGUGGACGUAGAGGAGACAUGUGAUCUCGGCACAGAGGAUAUGGGCGGACAGUCGAUACCAUGUGAAACUUCAGUUGAAGUACUCCAGGAGAUUUCACAGCAAGACGAAACGAAUGUGGAAUACCAGAAGUUAAAAGGACUCGACAACUUCUGCCGAUCCGUACAGCAUCCUCAUUCAUCCAGCCAUGAAACAGUUUCGCAAACUUCGGCUGUCAUUGUGGACGUAGAGGAGACAUGUGAUCUCGGCACAGAGGAUAUGGGCGGACAGUCGAUACCAUGUGAAACUUCAGUUGAAGUACUCCAGGAGAUUUCACAGCAAGACGAAACGAAUGUGGAAUACCAGAAGUUAAAAGGAGCGGAAUCUCAUCUUGACGAGAUCGCACGUAGGUGCCUUCGGGAAGGUCUCGCAGGCGCACUUAAGGAGCUCCGAAUUACGAUUGAGCAAGCGGAUAGAUCGUGUGUUGUCCACCACGGG